GUACUGCUAGAUUAGGAAUUCAGUCAUAACGUGGGGGAGGCCUCUUUAUUCUUCUUCAAAAGAUGAAUAAGACUCACCUCAGCGCACCUUUUUCUACAAGGUAACGUAAGCACACAUUUUCCUUUACAUCUCAUUCAUCAUAAUGAUGUCAACAAGGUUGUGCUUUAAACUAUAAAGGCUGUAGCAAUGCAGGAGCUUAGUAUAGUUUGGAGGAACACUGUUACUGAACACUGAGGAUUUCAGCUACAACAUCACAAUGACAUUUCUUUGACUAAAAAGAAAACAGUUUCAAAGAUGAACAGAAAAAUUCUCAUAGUCCAUCUUCUGAUUAUUGCAUCAGGGAAUGCCCAAAGCCCAACAACUAAUGCCCCCUCAACAACCACAGCUACUGCUGCAACCACAACCACAGCUGCCCCCACGACCACUGCAGAUGGCAUGACGACUACCACAAUUCCGGUCGCAACAACCACAGCUGCUUCGAAUACGACAGCAGCAACCACCACAAUCACAGCAGCCGCCACCAUAACCACUACUGCUCCUACUACAACCACAGCUGCUGUCAUGACAACCACAGAUGCUCCAACUACAACCACAAAUGGAGUCACAACAACCACAGUUUCUCCCACAACAACCACAGCUGCUGCCACAACAACCACAGAUGCUCCAACUACAACAACAAAUGGAGUCACAACAACCAUAGUUUCUCCCACAACAACCACAGAUGCUGCCACCACAACCACAGGUGCCGCCACGGUCACCACAGCAGGCAUCACAACUAGCACAGUUGCUCAUUCAACAACCACAGCUGCUCCAACUACAACCUCAGCUACGUCCAUGAUGACCACCACAGCUCCUGCCAUGACAACAACACUUGCAACUGCUGCAGCAGCCACCACAACCACAGUCGCUGCAACAACAACCACAGGUGCUCCAACUACAACCACAGCUACUGCUGCAACCACAACCACAGCUGCCCCCACGACCACUACAGAUGGCAUGAUGACUACCACAAUUCCGGUCACAACAACCACAGCUGCUUCGACUACAACAACAGCAGCAACCACCACAAUCACAGCAGCCGCCAGCACAACCUCUGCUGCUCCAUCUACAACCACAGCUGCUGCCAUGACAACCACAGAUGCUCCAAUUACAACCACAAAUAUAGCCAGCACAUCCACAGUUUCUCCCACAACAACCGGAGCUGAUGCCACAACAACCACACAUGCUCCAACUACAACAACAAAUGGAGUCACAACAACCAUAGUGUCUCCCACAACAACCACAGGUGCUGCCACCACAACAACAGGUGCAGCCACGGUCACCACAGCAGGCAUCACAACUAACACAGUUGCUCAUUCAACAACCACAGCUGCUCCAACUACAACCUCAACAAUGUCCAUGAUGACCACCACAGCUCCUGCCAUGACAACGACACCUGCAACUGCUGCAGCAGCCACCACAACCACAGUCGCUGCAAGAACAACCACAGGUGCUCCAACUACAACCACAGCUACUGCUGCAACCACAACCCCAGCUGCCCCCACGACCACUACAGAUGGCAUGAUGACUACCACAAUUCCGGUCACAACAACCACAGCUGCUUCGACUACAACAGCAGCAGCAACCACCACGAUCACAGCAGCCGCUAGCACAACCACUGCUGAUCCUACAACAACCACAGCUGCUGCCACAACAACCACAGAUGCUCCAAUUUCAUCGACAAAUGGAGUAACAAUAACCAUCGUUUCUCCCACAACAACCACAGGUGCUGCCACCACAACCACAGGUGCUGCCACCACAACCACAGGUGCCGCCACAGUCACCACAGCAGGCAUCACAACUACCCCAGUUGCUCAUUCAACAACCACAGCUGCUUCGACUACAACAACAGCAGCAACCACCACAAUCACAGCAGCCGCCAGCACAACCUCUGCUGUUCCAUCUACAACCACAGCUGCUGUCAUGACAACCACAGAUGAUCGAAUUACAACCACAAAUAUAGUCAGCACAUCCACAGUUUCUCCCACAACAACCGGAGCUGAUGCCACAACAACCACAGAUGCUUCGACUACAACAACAUCAGCAACAACCACAAUCACAGCAGCCGCUAGCACAACCACUGCUGAUCCUACUACAACCACAGCUGCUGCCAUGACAACCACAGAUACUCCAAUUACAACGACAAAUAGAGUCACAACAUCCACAGUUUCUCCCACAACAACCACAGCUGCUCCAACUACAACAACAAAUGGAGUCACAACAACCAUAGUUUCUCCCACAACAACCACAGGUGCUGCCACCACAACGACAGGUGCCGCCACGGUCACCACAGCAGGCAUCACAACUAGCGAAAUUGCUCAUUCAACAACCACAGCUGCUCCAACUACAACCUCAGCUACGUCCAUAAUGACCACCACAGCUCCUCCCAUGACAACAACACCUGCAACUGCUGCAGCAGCCACCACAACCACAGUCGCUGCAACAACAACCACAGGUGCUCCAACUACAACCACAGCUACUGCUGCAACCACAACCACAGCUGCCCAAACGACCACUACAGAUGGCAUGAUGACUACCACAAUUCCGGUCACAACAACCACAGCUGCUUCGACUACAACAACAGCAGCAACCACCACAAUCACAGCAGCCGCCACCACAACCGUUGCUGCUCCAUCUACAACCACAGCUGCCCUCAUGACAACCACAGAUGCUCCAAUUACAACCACAAAUAUAGCCAGCACAUCCACAGUUUCUCCCACAACAACCGGAGCUGAUGCCACAACAACCACACAUGCUCCAACUACAACAACAAAUGGAGUCAUAACAACAAUAGUGUCUCCCACAACAACCACAGGUGCUUCCACCACAACGACACCUGCCGCCACAGUCACCACAGCAGGCAUCACAACUAACACAGUUGCUCAUUCACAAACCACAGCUGCUCCAACUACAACCUCAACAAUGUCCAUGAUGACCACCACAGCUCCUGCCAUGACAACGACACCUGCAACUGCUGCAGCAGCCACCACAACCACAGUUGCUGCAAGAACAACCACAGGUGCUCCAACUACAACCACAGCUACUGCUGCAACCACAACCACAGCUGCCCCCACGACCACUACAGAUGGCAUGAUGACUACCACAAUUCCGGUCACAACAACCACAGCUGCUUCGACUACAACAACAGCAGCAGCAACCACCAUGAUCACAGCAGCCGCUAGCACAACCACUGCUGAUCCUACAACAACCACAGCUGCUGCCACAACAACCACAGAUGCUCCAAUUUCAUUGACAAAUGGAGUAACAACAACCAUCGUUUCUCCCACAACAACCACAGGUGCUGCCACCACAACCACAGGUGCCGCCACGGUCACCACAGCAGGCAUCACAACUACCCCAGUUGCUCAUUCAACAACCACAGCUGCUCCAUCUACAACCUCAACAAUGUCCAUGAUGACCACCACAGCUCCUGCCAUGACAACAACACCUGCAACUGCUGCAGCAGCCACCACAACCACAGUCGCUGCAACAACAACCACACGUGCUCCAACUACAACCACAGCUACCGCUGCAACCACAACCACGGUUGCCCCCACGACCACUACAGAUGGCAUGAUGACUACCACAAUUCCGGUCACAACAACCACAGCUGCUUCGACUACAACAACAGCAGCAACCACCACAAUCACAGCAGCCGCCAGCACAACCUCUAGUGUUCCAUCUACAACCACAGCUGCUGUCAUGACAACCACAGAUGCUCCAAUUACAACCACAAAUAUAGUGAGCACAUCCACAGUUUCUCCCACAACAACCGGAGCUGAUGCCACAACAACCACAGAUGCUUCGACUACAACAACAGCAGCAACCACCACAAUCACAGCAGCCGCUAGCACAACCACUGCUGAUCCUACUACAACCACAGCUGCUGCCCUGACAACCACAGAUACUCCAAUUACGACAAAUAGAGUCACAACAUCCACAGUUUCUCCCACAACAACCACAGCUGCUCCAACUACAACAACAAAUGGAGUCACAACAACCAUAGUUUCUCCCACAACAACCACAGGUGCUGCCACCACAACAACAGGUGCCGCCACGGUCACCACAGCAGGCAUCACAACUAGCACAGUUGCUCAUUCAACAACCACAGCUGCUCCAACUACAACCUCAGCUACGUCCAUAAUGACCACCACAGCUCCUCCCAUGACAACAACACCUGCAACUGCUGCAGCAGCCACCACAACCACAGCUGCUGCCAUGACAACCACAGAUACUCCAAUUACAACGACAAAUAGAGUCACAACAUCCACAGUUUCUCCCACAACAACCACAGCUGCUGCCACAACAACCACAGAUGCUCCAACUACAACAACAAAUGGAGUCACAACAACCAUAGUUUCUCCCACAACAACCACAGGUGCUGCCACCACAACCACAGCUGCUGCCAUGACAACCACAGAUGUUCCAACCACAAAUGGAGUCACAACAGCCACAGUUUCUCGCACAACAACCACAGAUGCUCCAACAACUACCACAAAUGGAGUCACAACAAUAACAGUUUCUCCCAUAACAACCACAGGUGCUGCCACCACAAACACAGGUGCCGCAACGGUCACCACAGCAGGCAUCACAACUACCACCGUUAAUCAUUCAACAACCACAGCUGCCCCCACGACCACUACAGAUGGCAUGAUGACUACCACAAUUCCGGUCACAACAACCACAGCUGCUUCGACUACAACAGCAGCAGCAACCACCACGAUCACAGCAGCCGCUAGCACAACCACAGCUGAUCCUACAACAACCACAGCUGCUGCCACAACAACCACAGAUGCUCCAAUUUCAUCGACAAAUGAAGUAACAACAACCAUCGUUUCUCCCACAACAACCACAGGUGCUGCCACCACAACCACAGGUGCCGCCACGGUCACCACAAGAAACUACCCCAGUGUAACAACCACAGGUGCUCCAUCUACAACCUCAACAAUGUCCAUGAUGACCACCACAGCUCCGCAUGACAACACCUGCAACUGCUGCAGCAGCCACCACAACUCGCUGCAAAAAAACACGUUCCAACUACAACCACAGCUACCGCUGCAACCACAACCAGGUUGCCCCCACUGGCACAAUUCCGGUCCCAACAACCACAGCUGCUUCGACUACAACAACAGCAGCAACCACCACAAUCACAGUAGCCGCCACUGCUCCAACUACAACCUCAACAAUGUCCAUGAUGACCACCACAGCUCCUGCCAUGACAACGACACCUGCAACUGCUGCAGCAGCCACCACAACCACAGUUGCUGCAAGAACAACCACAGGUGCUCCAACUACAACCACAGCUACUGCUGCAACCACAACCACAGCUGCCCCCACGACCACUACAGAUGGUGCUGCCACCACAACCACAGGUGCCGCCACGGUCACCACAGCAGGCAUCACAACUACCCCAGUUGCUCAUUCAACAACCACAGCUGCUCCAUCUACAACCUUAACUACGUCCAUGAUGACCACCACAGCUCCUGCCAUGACAACGACACCUGCAACUGCUGCAGCAGCCACCACAACCACAGUUGCUGCAACAACAACCACAGGUGCUCCAACUACAACCACAGCUACUGCUGCAACCACAACCACAGCUGCUUCGACUAUGACAACAGCAGUGCUGCCACCACAACCACAGGUGCCGCAACGGUCACCACAGCAGGCAUCACAACUACCACAGUUGCUCAUUCAACAACCACAGCUGCUUCCACUACAACCACAGCAGCUGCCCCACAACAGCAGCUGCUCCAACUACAACCACAAAUGCGCCCCACCACAACCAUAGCUGGCAACAUGACUACCACAGUUGCUCCCACAACAGACACAGCUGCUUCUACAACAGCCAGAGCUACUACAGCAACAGCUGCAACCACCACCACUGCUGCUGGCACGAAUACCACAACUGCUUCAACUACAGCCACAGCUUCUGCGACGACAACCACAGCUGCUGCCACAAACACCACUGUACCAACGACAACCAAAAUUGUUCCCACAACCACCACAGCCACCGCUACCACAACUAAGUCAACAGCAGCGAAUGAGGGGUCAAUGGGAUUAGGGUUCAGAAUGUUCCGUACAUUCCAAAGUGACUACACUGAUUCUUCCACAACAGCAUAUCAGGAACUGGCAGAAAAUGUUACCACAGAGGUGAAUCAUGGUUACAAAAGAAUUUACCCUUUAUCAUACGUAAUGUGUAGGAUUAUUCAGUUCACGAGUGGGUCAAUUAUUGUCAACAUGACCCUUAUUUUCAAGAACCAGACAGUGGUUCCCAAUGUAACGAGUGUGGAGCAGGGAUUGACUGACUCUCUGUCUCACGGGAACACCUUCCUCAACAUUGAUACAACCUCCAUUACUGCAAGAACUACAACUUCCGCAGCCACCACAGUUGCCGCAACUACCACAACAACAACCACAGCCACCCCCACAACAACAUCAACAACAGCUGGUCCUACAACAAACACAGCUGCUUCAACAACAUCUGAUGUUGAAUCAACAAAAAACAAUCUGACAACCACAGAUGCUCCGAUUACAACCACAAAUAUAGUCAGCACAUCCACAGCUGCUCCCACAACAACCACAGCUGCUGCCACAACAACCACAGAUGCUCCAAUUACAACAACAAAUGGAGUCACAACAACCAUAGUGUCUCCCACAACAACCACAGGUGCUGCCACCACAACCACAGGUGCCGCCACGGUCACCACAGCAGGCAUCACAGGUAACACAGUUGCUCAUUCAACAACCACAGCUGCUCCAACUACAACCUCAACAAUGUCCAUGAUGACCACCACAGCUCCUGCCAUGACAACGACACCUGCAACUGCUGCAGCAGCCACCACAACCACAGUCGCUGCAACAACAACCACACGUUCUCCAACUACAACCACAGCUACCGCUGCAACCACAACCACAGCUGCCCCCACGACCACUACAGAUGGCAUGAUGACUACCACAAUUCCGAUGCUUCAACUACAACAACAAAGGAGCCACAACAACCAUAGUUUCUCCCACAACAACCACAGGUGCCGCCACCACAACCACAGCUGCUGCCAUGACAACCACAGAUGCUCCAACCACAAAUGGAGUCACAACAGCCACAGUUUCUCCCACAACAACCACAGAUGUUCCAACUACAACCACAAAUGGAGUCACAACAACCACAGUUUCUCCCAUAACAACCACAGCUGCUCCAACUACAACCUCAGCUACGUCCAUAAUGACCACCACAGCUCCUCCCAUGACAACAACACCUGCAACUGCUGCAGCAGCCACCACAACCACAGUCGCUGCAACAACAACCACAGGUGCUCCAACUACAACCACAGCUACUGCUGCAACCACAACCACAGCUGCCCCCAUGACCACUACAGAUGGCAUGAUGACUACCACAAUUCCGGUCACAACAACCACAGCUGCUUCGACUACAACAACAGCAGCAACCACCACAAUCACAGCAGCCGCCACUGCUCCAACUACAACCUCAACAAUGUCCAUGAUGACCACCACAGCUCCUGCCAUGACAACGACACCUGCAACUGCUGCAGCAGCCACCACAACCACAGUCGCUGCAAGAACAACCACAGGUGCUCCAACUACAACCACAGCUACUGCUGCAACCACAACCACAGCUGCCCCCACGACCACUACAGAUGGUGCUGCCACCACAACCACAGGUGCCGCCACGGUCACCACAGCAGGCAUCACAACUACCCCAGUUGCUCAUUCAACAACCACAGCUGCUCCAUCUACAACCUUAACUACGUCCAUGAUGACCACCACCGCUCCUGCCAUGACAACGACACCUGCAACUGCUGCAGCAGCCACCACAACCACAGUUGCUGCAACAACCACAGGUGCCGCAACGGUCACCACAGCAGGCAUCACAACUACCACAGUUGCUCAUUCAACAACCACAGCUGCUUCCACUACAACCACAGCAGCUGCCCCUACAACAGCAGCUGCUCCAACUACAACCACAAAUGCCCCCACCACAUCCAUAGCUGGCAACAUGACUACCACAGUUGCUCCCACAACAGACACAGCUGCUUCUACAACAGCCAGAGCUACUACAGCAACAGCUGCAACCACCACCACUGCUGCUGGCACGAAUACCACAACGGCUUCAACUACAGCCACAGCUUCUGCGACGACAACCACAGCUGCUGCCACAAACACCACUGUACCAACGACAACCAAAAUUGUUCCCACAACCACCACAGCCACCGCUACCACAACUAA
Salmo salar (Atlantic salmon) is the source of this 8283-nucleotide messenger RNA. The record is from RefSeq and is a predicted model, not a curated record. Lineage: Eukaryota; Metazoa; Chordata; Actinopteri; Salmoniformes; Salmonidae.